Messenger RNA from Pseudonaja textilis, 706 nucleotides. NCBI's taxonomy places the organism in Eukaryota, Metazoa, Chordata, Lepidosauria, Squamata, Elapidae. The record is from RefSeq and is a predicted model, not a curated record.
CCCAAGCUGCCCAAGGCAGCCCCGCCUACGCAGAACCUGCACCUGGUCCUGGAUUUGGUGCACAAAGAUGAGCAAGGACUUGGGAAGAGAGGCAGUCCGAUCGGGUUGGAUGCUCCGGAGAUCUCGAACGAGGUGGGCUCUCCGCUGACCCCCGACUUGGAGAACGCCGAACUGAGCCCCAUCCUCCCCUUCCUCUACCUGGGCAAUGAGCGGGACGCCCAGAACCUGGAGAUUUUACUCCACCUCAACGUGGGCCAUGUUCUCAACGUCACAACCCACCUGCCGCUCUACCACGCCGAGAGCGGGCGCCUCCGUUACAAGCGCUUACCGGCCACCGACAACAACCGACAGGACCUGCGGCAAUAUUUUGAGGAGGCGUUUGAGUUCAUCGAGGAAGCCCACCAGAGUGGCAAGGGAGUCCUUGUCCACUGCCAGGCCGGCGUCUCACGCUCCGCCACCAUCGUCAUCGCCUACCUGAUGAAGCACACCUUGAUGACCAUGGGCGACGCCUACAAGUACGUCAAGGGCCGCCGGCCCGUCAUCUCGCCCAACCUGAACUUCAUGGGGCAACUUUUGCAGUUCGAAACGGACCUCAACGCCGGCGUCACGCCCCGCAUCCUCACCCCCAAGCUGGCUGGCGUGGAGACGGAGGUGUGAACUGGGAUGGAGCGCCACCGGGUGAUCUCCGUCAACUCUCAGGGCUAGG